Trypanosoma cruzi is the source of this 809-nucleotide messenger RNA. RefSeq lists its product as uncharacterized. The transcript has a single exon. The annotation marks the transcript as partial. NCBI's taxonomy places the organism in Eukaryota, Euglenozoa, Kinetoplastea, Trypanosomatida, Trypanosomatidae. The record is from RefSeq and is a predicted model, not a curated record.
AUGAGGCAUUCGCGGAUUUAUCGAUGUGUGCCGAUUGCUUCCUUUAUUUAUUUAUUUUUUUUUUGGUUUUCGCACUUAAGGUUGAAGUUUACUUCUCUUCCGUUUUUAUUUAUUCCUUUUCUUUAUAACACGACUCAUGUGGAGUUUGUCUCAGUGAAGCCGAUGUCUAGUCACAGCAGUGAUGUGUACGUCAUGGAGGACGCAGAGGAGUCGCUUCGUACAAGCCCGGCAAACUCCCCACUUGAAGAUUUGGUGCGCUCUUCUUCCUUCACGUCUUUGGGGUCAUCCAAUGAGAAAUGUGGCCGUCACCCACCACCACCACCACCACUACCAGCGGCGACGGCACGUACUAUCUGCACAGUUGGCACAAACACAGAGCAGCAGGUGGAGGAAUCUGUGAGCAACCUGCUGCGGAGUGGCAUUAUGGGUCUUAUGCACACAAUUGCCGGGGAUGAAUUUGCCCAUCAUAUGCUGCACAAGAGUCGUCAGGAUAUUCAGCGAAGUUAUAUUGAGAGAGUUACAGGACUCGCUCAAAAUACAAUCAACGUUCUUCAUAAAUUGAUAGCUUGUCAGUCUUAUCCAAUGCACGGGAAGGAGUCAGCGUCCGAAAUUGCCGUGUUGGAUGAAAAGGCUGAACCUGAGUGGCUAUCGGAGCUGCAGAUAUCGAUAGCAAAGACUGAUGCUCUUCUUCAGGGUUUAACCGAAAAGAAAGAGACAUUGUUGACGGCCACAGAUGCAGCAGAAGCGACAUGUUCAAUUCCAACGAUGCCGGCUGCCAGGUCGAACGUGCGAUUUUCUGCUCGCAGCAG